This is a messenger RNA of Brassicogethes aeneus, 1805 nucleotides long. NCBI's taxonomy places the organism in Eukaryota, Metazoa, Arthropoda, Insecta, Coleoptera, Nitidulidae. The record is from the annotation of a GenBank genome assembly.
AAGCGAGUCGGUCAUAAAUUUAUUAUUUAAAUAAAUCCCAUGAUCUCGUAAUAGAGGGUUAUCUGUAAUCUAUUAUCGACACAUUUCCAUUUUUGCAAAGAAAACUUCAGGAUAUUAGAUCACUCGUAAAAGUAAUUGCGUUUAUACAAGGUAAAUGGUGAAAUCUACUGCAAAAGUAAAUAAAGGCCAGGCCCGUUGUUUUAAGUAUGAUUUUCUUGAGAAAUAGAUAGUAAAUAAGCAAAAUAAACGGCCCAGAAAGGUAUCUUUUGUUGGAGAGAUGUGAACAUAACAAUUUUGGUGUGUACGUUAAAUGAACCUAAGGAUACCAAAUGAGGACGAAAAACUUUUUGGUUUUUGUAUGUAGCAUGGUACUAGUUAGUUUAUUUCUAAUCAUUUUUGGACAACACAAACCUGAAACUAUACAAAACAUUGUUACCAGCACAAAUCAACAGUUUAAGAAUUUUAAGGAUAACUUAAGAGAUGUGCAAAGGAAAAAACUGAUAGCAGAUGAGAAAUAUUUGAAAAUUCUGGGUUUUACAGAAAACCCAAGAAAAUUUCCUGAUGAUGUUUGGAAAAACACCACUUUACCUGUCAUAGUGACAUAUGUGACCGAAGGUCAUCAUAGUCAGGCCAUAGGACUUAUUAACAAUGUAGCUAGGGUGUUACCAAAUAACACCAUUUUAGUUUAUAAUUUAGGUUUAAGCGAUUAUAGCCUUAAAUCGUGCUUAAAUCAUUGUAACAGUAGUAGAUGUCAAGUGAUGACUUUUGAUCUGUCACUUUUUCCUUCCCAUGUUAACGAUGAAAAUUCUAAAGCAUUUAGGCCAUUAGUUAUUCAGGAUGCUUUGAGCCGCACUGGCGCCAUCUUCUUCCUCGAAUCGAACUACCGAAUGGUGCGCUACGUGACCGCGCAGACGAUAUUCUCUCUCUAUAACGAAACCGUGACGGGACGGGGCGUCACUGCUUGGCCCAUGCAACUCAAGAACCCCGUCUCCAGCCUGACGCACAAGAAAAUGUUCGAGUACUUCCGCACGGACGUCGAAAACUUCCAGUUCCUGCAAAUGGUCGAGGCGGACUACUUGAUUCUCGUCAACAAGCCGACCGUGCGUGCCGACCUAAUGUUGCCGUGGGUGCAGUGCGCGCUAACUUCCGACUGCAUUGUACCCAUAGGCGCGCAAUCCGCCGGCUGCAAGUUUGACAAGAGGCCUUUGUACAGGUACUCUGGUUGCCACAGCUACGACGUAUCGGCGAUGAACAUCGCUUUGGGACUUAAGUACCGACUUGAGGAGUAUUCUUAUAACGAGCCUGACGACUUAUUUGAGGCUGUAUCGCUUAGCAAAGCUAACGCGGAACUAAAAAUUCUUGAGCUAAAUUCAACGACGGACGGGCGAACCGUACAAACAGAAAUGCUGUGAAAAUUAGGACCAAAUAAUUGUGUGAUAUCAGUAUUUUAGAAUGUAUGUAAAAUACUAAAAAAACCUAAACGUCUGCACCUAACAAGUAAUAACGCUUUUUUCCCGCUUUUUCCUGUUGUGAUGGGUGCAGAACCAUGAUCAAAGAUGACAUUUUGUGAUUUUGUGAUAUAUUGUAAAUAAGUACUGGUGUUUUGUGUGAUAGUAUGAGUGCAUGCCGUUUUUGUAUAGAAUGUUUUCAUUUUAUUUAUUUUAAACACAUCAUUAAUAAUGCAUUAUUACAGCUAAAUAAAUCACAGGAAAUUAAAGAUUUUCUCCAUUCUAUAAAAUAGAAUGGAUUGCUUAUUAUUUGAAUGCGUAAUUUGUCAUUUUAAACUGUCAAAUCAAUAAAUAAAC